This is a messenger RNA of Impatiens glandulifera, 1933 nucleotides long. RefSeq lists its product as uncharacterized. The record is from RefSeq and is a predicted model, not a curated record. The coding region runs from base 285 to 1760 and encodes 491 amino acids. NCBI's taxonomy places the organism in Eukaryota, Viridiplantae, Streptophyta, Magnoliopsida, Ericales, Balsaminaceae. The transcript is spliced from 8 exons. Gene Ontology annotation, molecular function: phosphoprotein phosphatase activity.
AGAUUGCGAAGCCGCCGCCCUUAUUUGGUUCUCUUCCUUACGUAACCUUCUCCUUUUCUCGCCGUCUCCGGUCUCGACCACAGGUUCUGCAUCCUACUCCGGCGCGCCCGCCGAUAUCAUUCUGUAUGUAUUCUAUCUCGCACGGGAAGGUUAGUAGUUUCUAAUGGAGUAGUUGCAGUUUGAAAGUUUGAAAGUGCAUCACAGCCAAGCGUUCCUCAAUUCCCGUCUGAUCAGGACUGCAGUCUCCUUCUACACGAGCGCUAUAAACAAAUCCAAUCCAUAGGAUGGUAAAAAAAAAUUUGGAGAAAGGUAAAGGCUUGGUUUCAAAGGCAACCAAGAAAAGUAGGAACCAUGGAGAGAUUAAGCCAAAGAAGAAAAGUAUAACGAAGAAGAUGUCAGAAUCUAAACAUGUAAAUGUUCCUAAUGACUCUGAUGUGAGAAAAAACCAUUUAAGGUUGAGAAGACAACAAGCCAGACAAAGGAAAGCGGAAAGACGUAAAAAUCAGGGUGAUGAAAUUUCAGGGAAUGGUAGUUUACACAACAUGGACGUAACAAUUAGUCCUGCGGGUCAUCUCUCUGGUUUGCAGGUCAAUGCAAAUUCCGGUGUUGAGAAGAUUGGUGAACAUGCAAAUGUUCACAUUGAUCUUGUAAAUGUGAAACGGAUGAAAAAAAGACGAAAAAUUGAGAUGAAGUAUAAAAGUGAGGCUGAUCUCUUUGAGAAUAUGUGUCAACAUUUGGAUGUUCAUAUUGACCCAGGGAUGUUACAUACACUGACUACGACAAAAAAGCUUCUCAUCUUAGACAUCAAUGGAAUACUCGUUGACAUUGUACCAAUUGGAGUUAGCUCACAGCGCGUAAUUCCACAAAAACAAGUUCAUACAAGACCAUUCUAUAAUGGUUUUCUGCAAUAUUGUUUCAAUAAAUUCCAUGUUGCCGUCUGGUCAUCAAGAAACAAGAAAAACCUGGAUGCAGUCAUUAAGUAUCUCUUUGGGGACUCAUCACCAAACUUUCUUUUUAUUUGUGAUCAGUCCCACUGUACCAACACAGGUAUCUAUACACUAGAAAAUAAGAAGAAACCCCUAUUUCUGAAGGAACUAAAAAGUCUAUUGGAAGGGAAUAUUAUUACUCUGCCAUGGACUGAUGGGUGGUUCAAUGAAUCAAACACAUUGUUAAUUGAUGAUUCACCCUACAAAGCGUUACGAAAUCCGCCUCACACAGCAAUAUUCCCUCAGUCGUAUGAUUUCAAUGAUGAAAACGACCGUUCAUUGGGACCUGGUGGGGAUCUUAGGCUUUAUCUGGAGAGACUAGCAUCUGCCGAUAAUGUUCAAAAUUUUGUUAAGGAGAAUCCGUUUGGUCAGGCUCCCAUCACUGAGACGAAUCCAUCCUGGGAAUUUUAUCUCAAGAUAUCAGGCAACAACAACAAUGCCUCAUCCGAAAAGCCUGUCAUCAAUGGAGCCUCAUCCGAAGAGCCUGUCAUCAAUGGAGCCUCAUCCGAAAAGCCUGUCAUCAAUGGAGCCUCAUCCGAAGAGCCUGUCAUCAAUGGAGCCUCAUCCGAAGAGCCUGUCAUCAAUGAAGCCUCAUCCAAAAAGCCUAUCAUCAAUGGAGCCUCAUCCGAAGAGCCUGUCAUCAAUGGAGCCUCAUCCGAAAAGCCUGUCAUCAAUGGAGCCUCAUCCGAAGAGCCUGUCAUCAAUGGAGCCUCAUCCGAAGAGCCUGUCAUCAAUGCAGCCUCAUCCGAAAAGCCUGUCAUCAAUGGAGCCUAACCGCAAAUUUAGUUUAUUGUUGUCAUUUUUGUUCAAUUUGUUAGGCCAUGAGAAAAGAUGAUGCAUCAGAUUUUGGUUAGUUGGUAAUAUGACAAUUUAAUGUUGUAGAUUACUGCCAAAGAUUAGCUUUGAAUGUUUAAACUAGAUUUAUUUCAUCUAUUGAAUUUUCACAA